AUGGCACGUGACUAUAUCAGAGUUAAGGAUUGGAUGUAUGUGAAUCGUGAAAAACGCACAAAGCCUGAAUUCAUUGAAGGAGUUGCCUCUUUCAUAAAUUUUGUGCGUGAACACGAUAGGAUCCAAUAUGGGAUGAUUCUUUGUCCGUGCAGUCAUUGUGGGAAUAGGCUGCAUCGUAAGGAGGAAGAUGUAGAACUUCACAUUGUUAAGCAUGGUUUUAUUAAGGAUUAUACAAUUUGGGUAUAUCACGGAGAAAUCGUAGCUCCUAAUAUUGCCGAUAAUGAAGAAGAAGACAAUGAAGAAAAUUUAUUUCCAGAAGAGGAGAUGGAGGAAAUGAUAGAAGUUGCUUUUGGUGACUCCAAUCUUGCUGAAGAUGAUCAUCCUUCCGGACAAGAACAUGUAGAUGAGUAUGAGAAGUACAUGAAAGAUGCCAAAAGACCAAUUUAUGAGAAUGCAAAAUAUUCCACACUAUCAUGGUUCGUUCAACUUUUCCAGAUUGAAUGCCUAAAUAAAUGGAGCAACAAGUCAUUUACGAUGCUUCUAAAAUUCCUGAAAGAUUCUAUGCCUCUGGGGAACAAUGUGCCUCAGAGCUGGUAUGAAGCUAAAAGGAUAAUGUCAGAUCUGGGUUUGAAUUGUGAGAAGAUUCAUGCAUGUCCUAAUGAUUGUGUACUGUUCUGGAAAGAAAAUUCUAAACUGAAAGAGUGCCCUAACUGUGGAGUUUCUAGAUAUAAGAAGAAAGCACAUGCUAACAAGAAUGACAUACCAGUCAAGGUGGUACGAUACUUUCCUGUGACACAGAGGCUGCAGAGGCUCUACAGGUGUAAGAAGACAGCGGUGGCAAUGACUUGGCAUGACCGUGCUAUUCCAAGUGAACAUGGUAAAAUGAGUCAUCCAAGAGAUUCGCCAGCAUGGAAGGAUUUCGACAAGUUGCACACAAUAUUUAGUCAAGAUCCCCGUAAUAUUAGGCUUGGAUUAGCUAGCGAUGGUUUUUGCCCUUUUAGUUUUAAUGGCAAUCCGCACAGUACAUGGCCUGUUAUAAUGAUGAUAUAUAAUCUUUCACCGUGGUUAGCGAUGGAUCAAUCAUACUUUCUGAUGCCUCUUCUUAUUGAUGGGCCGAGUUCACCGGGCAACAAUAUCGACGUCUACCUUCGACCUCUCAUCGAUGAGUUACAGUCUUUAUUCGUUGAUGGUGUAGAGACAUAUGAUGCAGACAAAGGGGAGACAUUCACAAUGCGUGCGGCCUUAAUGUGGACAAUUAAUGACUUUCCUGCAUAUGGAAUGCUAUCAGGUUAUUCUGUACACGGUUAUAAAGCAUGUCCUUACUGCCAUGCCGAUACAUCAUCGACAUGGUUGCCCUUUAGCAAAAAAAUCUGUUAUUGCGGUCAUCGACGUAUGUUGGAAGAAGAUCAUCCUUAUAGGUAUGAUGCUGUUCACUUUGAUGGUACUACAGAGCAUAGAACAGCUCCAGUCCCCCUAUCCGGAAAGGACAUACUUGCUCAGUGGAAUGUUUACGGAAAUAUAACUUUCGGAAAAGUAAAGGAAAGACAGGAAAGACCACAAGGAUAG
This is a messenger RNA of Asparagus officinalis (garden asparagus), 1566 nucleotides long. RefSeq lists its product as uncharacterized. The transcript has a single exon. The record is from RefSeq and is a predicted model, not a curated record. Bases 1 to 1566 code for a protein of 521 amino acids. Lineage: Eukaryota; Viridiplantae; Streptophyta; Magnoliopsida; Asparagales; Asparagaceae.